Molecule: messenger RNA, 1425 nt
Organism: Sycon ciliatum
Lineage: Eukaryota; Metazoa; Porifera; Calcarea; Leucosolenida; Sycettidae
Exons: 8
Coding region: 117-611 (164 amino acids)
Source: RefSeq, a predicted model, not a curated record
UCUCUUUUGUAGUCCACCUGAAUGCCACAAUUGGCAAGGAUAUUGAAAAAGUGCCAGGAUCACAUGCUGGAGCACAGAGGAAUCUGCUUCACGCCAUAACAGCUCAGUUGGGAGACAUGGAUGAUAUCCCACCCAAGGUCCGCGUGAGGGUGAGUUGCGAUGGCGCCAGGAUGUCCCGGAAGAGCAAUUUUGUCAUCGUGACGUAUUCCCUACUCGACAUCGAGCAAUAUUCGUCCCCGAAGGGAAACCAUGUGAUUGCUGUUGUGAAUGGCCCAGAGUCCUAUGCAACUCUCGAGACCUCACUGAAGGAUGUGUGGUUUCAAGUAAGCAAGCUUGCUGCUGACAAGGUCGUUGUGAAGGGCAAGGAGGUGGCAGUCGAGACUAUUUUGGGUGGAGAUCUCAAGUUCCUGGGUCUGGUGCUUGGCUUGAGUGCAGCGACAGCGCAUCACGCGUGCUGUUGGUGUAAAGUACACAAAGACCACAGGUGGAAUGUCGACUUUCCCUCGAACAAAUACACGGAUCCCCCAUUGGCAAGAUCCAUGGGGGAACUACAAACCCAAAAACCCCGUCGUACCAUCGGCUGCAGAGGCGGGACCGCCGAAACGCGGUAAUAAGUUUGGCCAGAAAGCCAAGCCCCUUGUCAACUUGCCAUUGGAGCAAGUUGUUAUAGACGAGCUGCACCUCAUGUUGAGGAUUACCGAUGUCCUGACGGACAAUUUGCUGCAGCAGACAAUGUGGCUCGACAAGCAGGCCAAGUCGAAGACGCUUGCUGGCCCACACACUGAAAUGCUGGUCACCGCCAUCAGUGCAUGCGGUGUCAGCUUCAGUGUGUGGGAAAAGACUAAUGCCGACGGCUCAGGCAGUGGCCGCCUGGACUUCACCAGUCUGAUGGGGCCCGAUAAAAAAAUACUGCUCCAGAAUCUGCCCGAGAAGCUGGAGGGAAGUGGCGCACUGAAUGCACACGGAGAACGACGUUCUGCUCAUGUGGACGACGUUCAAUGAUAUCUACGCCAAUCUGGGAAAAGAAGAGUUCACUGAUGGCGAGAUAACUCAACUUGAGGAAAAGAUGAAGACGUGGAUCAAGCGAUUCUGCGAGUUGGGAUUUACCGCACCCGGCUUCGGCAAGAAGCGUGUUACACCUUACAUUCAUGCCAUGCUAUUCCAUUGCCCGGAUAUUAUUCGACGGUUUGGCAACUUGAAGCAGUUCACUGGAAAUGGCGUUGAGAAGACCAACGAUGAAGCACGGCGGAGUCACAUGCAGAAGAGCAACAAGUGGGAUGCAUGUGCUGAUGUACUGCUGCAUAGCGGACGCCGUCAGAUACUGAGCCACCACUGCAGAGAGAAGAGAAAAUACAAGAAAAAAGACGAGGAAUACUGGACCGCCAUAACAGGGCACACAACUGACAUAUUACUGAGACACUCAAC